Molecule: messenger RNA, 733 nt
Organism: Stereum hirsutum FP-91666 SS1
Lineage: Eukaryota; Fungi; Basidiomycota; Agaricomycetes; Russulales; Stereaceae
Exons: 2
Coding region: 125-733 (202 amino acids)
Source: RefSeq, a predicted model, not a curated record
CCCAACCAUAUACUACACAGACCUCCCCGCCCCAUCGCGCAGAGCGUCAAACGUACCCUUCCUAGCCUCCGCUUCCAGGAUACAACACACCACCUCGCUCACUCACAACAACAAUAAUAGCAACAUGUCGAUGUCGUCCGCCGUAUCGCUCAUGCCGAGGCACAAUAUCUCCAUGAUUCGUCCGAGCAGGACGAUCAGCAUGCCCGUUCGUCAGACGCCGAAACGGGUCCCGCUCCCCCUCCUCACCGUUCCCUCCCAAGCACCCCUCACUUCCACCUCCACCUCCACGUCAUCGUCUUCGUCUGCUGCUACCUACUCGUCCUACGCAUCCGGCUAUGGAGGUGCUAGGUCCGGUCGACGAACCGCCCCCGUGAUGUCGUACGCCAGCGCAGCCUCUCCCUCUUCCUCCGCCUCCGCUUCCCCUCCGGGCCGAACCUCCAUAACCUCCACUUCCACCGCGCCCUCUCAACUCCUCUCCCCCUCGACCACGCUAGCCCAAGAACAACGCGAAGCACGCGCGAAAGCCGUUGCUGUGCUGUUGCUCAACAGGGCGGGCCUGAGCGGAAGGAGACGGAGGACGUAUUUUGGGCCGAGGCAGUAUGUGAGGAGUGGGCUUUCGUCGUGUGUUGUGGUUGCUGAGGAGGGAGCGGAUGGGGAAGGAGGGGUGGAGUUGGUGGGGGGUGAGAUGGAGAAGGUUGGUGUUGUUGAAGGUUCGGACCCUCCGCCGCCCUAA